This is a messenger RNA of Cucumis melo (muskmelon), 1893 nucleotides long. RefSeq names its product protein TIC 40, chloroplastic. Lineage: Eukaryota; Viridiplantae; Streptophyta; Magnoliopsida; Cucurbitales; Cucurbitaceae. Gene Ontology annotation, cellular component: chloroplast thylakoid membrane; chloroplast inner membrane. The transcript has 14 exons. Bases 193 to 1452 code for a protein of 419 amino acids. The record is from RefSeq and is a predicted model, not a curated record. Gene Ontology annotation, biological process: protein import into chloroplast stroma; chloroplast organization.
AGAAACAUAAGCCCGGAAGCAGACGAUCCGGACCAAUGAAGCCCAGCACUUAAGUCUGCCCAGAAAUUUUGCUCACUGUUCACUCUCUCAACUAAACCCAAACCUUCUCUUCCAAGGGCUCUUCCAAGCCUAUCUUCUUCUUCUUCCUUCAGUCCUCUGUUUAUCAUCCCACCAAAUUGUAAACCAAAAUCAAUGGAUAGACUCAAUUUAGCCCUAACAUCUCCUCCCAAGUUUCUUUUCCUCACUUAUUCUUCUGCUUCUUCUAUCUCCACUCCCUCCAGAACCAAUCAAUUAUGUGCAACCAGGCGUUUAUCAAGCUCCAGGAUUAAGUCUCCUCCCAGAAUUCUCGCUUCUGCUCUUAAUCGUCGACCCAACCACCGUAUCCUCGUGGCUGAACGUUUUGCAACGGUUUCUUCUUCUACUACCAGCAAUGACUCGUCUUCUGUUGGUGUUCCAUCAGUAUCUAUUCCUCCCCCCUCCUCAUAUGUUGGGUCGCCUCUCUUUUGGGUUGGUGUUGGUGUUGGGCUUUCAGCAUUAUUUACAUGGGUGGCUUCUUACUUAAAGAAAUAUGCAAUGCAACAAGCUUUCAAGACGAUGAUGUCUCAAAUGAAUUCUCAAAACAGUCCGAUGAGUAAUCCUAAACUUUCGUCUGGAUCACCUUUUCCAAUACCUCCGACAUUUGCAACUGGCACGACAGUUACUCCAUCUGUUUCUGAACCUGCUGCGUCAAUUGAUGUAACUGCAACAAAAGUUGAAGAAGAACCAGUUACUAAUGUCAAAACUGGGACAGAGAACAUGGAAGCAAAGAAGUUUGCUUUUGUAGACGUUUCUCCUGAAGAAACUGACCAAAAGAGUCCAUUCAAGGAAGAUGCCACAGAUGCAGAUGUUUCAAAGAGUGCUCAGCCUACUGAGGAACUUCCACAGAAUGGAGCUGCUUCUAAGCAGGCAUAUAUUGGUUCAGAUGGAUCACAAUUCAGCCGAAAACCAGGCUCAGUGUUAUCAGUGGAAGCUGUGGAGAAAAUGAUGGAAGAUCCAACGGUGCAGAAGAUGAUAUAUCCCCAUUUGCCCGAGGAGAUGAGAAAUCCAGAAACAUUCAAGUGGAUGAUGCAAAAUCCAUUAUAUCGUCAACAAUUAGAAGAAAUGCUUAACAAUAUGAGUGGAAGCCCACAAUGGGACGGUCGCCUCAUGGAUUCUUUGAAGAACUUUGAUCUUAGUAGCCCUGAAGUCAAGCAGCAAUUUGAUCAAAUUGGGCUUACACCUGAAGAAGUUAUUUCCAAAAUUAUGGCCAAUCCCGAAAUUGCAAUGGCAUUUCAAAAUCCAAGAGUUCAAGCAGCCAUCAUGGAUUGUUCACAAAAUCCACUGAGUAUCACAAAGUAUCAAAACGACAAAGAGGUCAUGGACGUUUUCAAUAAGAUAUCUGAACUAUUCCCCGGAGUUUCUGGAGCACCAUGAUAGUUGUAGCUGUUUUAGUACUGAAUAGUAUAAUAUGACAAAAUGUGAAUUUGUGGAAGCUUGAGCAUGGUUCCCUCUCCAAUUGCAAAAUAAGUUGGGGGAAGCCAUAUCGGUCUUCUAGUUCUCGAAACGAAGUUAGCUGAGUAAGGUCUCACCUGCUUCAAUUACAUGAAAUAUAUUGGAAAUUUUUGGGUGAGCUAAUUCUUUUUUCCCUUUCUUAAACUAAAGUUUCCUGUGUAUUACUUACUUUCUCAGGAGAUCAUGUAUUUAUUAGUGUUUUGCAUUUAAUCAGUUUCAUAGGAACCUCCUUGUUCACAGUGGUCAGAUUGUAAGUAAGAAUCUUUUUAUGUUCCUUGAUAUAUCAAGGCAGUCGAUGUAAUUUAUAUAAGUAAUUUUGGCAUAUUCCUAUUUGCUUUAAUUGAAUGACAUUGUUGGAGGUAA